Alligator mississippiensis (American alligator) is the source of this 11914-nucleotide messenger RNA. RefSeq names its product NMDA receptor synaptonuclear signaling and neuronal migration factor (gene NSMF). The record is from RefSeq and is a predicted model, not a curated record. The coding region runs from base 337 to 1941 and encodes 534 amino acids. Gene Ontology annotation, biological process: regulation of neuronal synaptic plasticity; positive regulation of neuron migration. The transcript has 15 exons. Gene Ontology annotation, cellular component: cytoplasm; nucleus. Gene Ontology annotation, molecular function: protein binding. Lineage: Eukaryota; Metazoa; Chordata; Crocodylia; Alligatoridae.
UUUUUUUUUUUAAUCCCUUCCCUCCUGACCCACCCUCCUGCAGCAAUCAAUGAGAAGGCAGCAAAGGGGGGAACGGGCAGCGGGUUUGCUGAAGCAUUUUACUAGUAAAAGCAGGGGCUAUUGUGCUUCUCCUCCAGGCUGCUGGGAGAUGAAUGGCAGGAGGCAGCACAAAGACACUAUGCCAUGGGAGGGCUCAGCCGCCUGAAUGCCAGCCUGGGACCCUGACUGCACAUGGAUCAGCCAACGGAGCAAUAAGGCGGGCGUGUAGGGGCGGACUGCAGGACUUCUUGCUGUGUCUUGCCAUUCCCUGAGCGUUAUGGGCAGAGGCUUUGUGCAAUGAAUGCUUCCCCCAGAGCUUUUCUCCCAGCGAAUAUGGGCACGGCUGUAUCCAAAAGGAAGAGUCUGAGGAAUGAUGCUAUGUCUUCUGUAGCAGCGAAAGUUAGAGCAGCAAGGGCUUUCGGAGAAUAUCUUUCACAAAACCAUCCUGAAAGCAGAAACGGCUCAGAUCACCUGUUAGCGGACUCCUAUAUCGGACAGGAGGACUCCCCUGAGAUGCAGCAGGCAGCUCAGAACAAGCGCAGACUCUCUGUCAUCUCUGAUGGCAAGUUUGAGAGGAGCUUCUCUGAGGAGCGGGCCGAGAAGAUCCCAAGCGAGGGGCCAAAGCCACGUGUGUACACAAUCUCCGGCGAGAGGCCGAUGCUGUCGGACCAUGAGAAUGACAGCAUGGAACUGGUGGUGAUGAAGGGCACCGGGCAAGAGGAGUGUCACCAUGGCCAGCCCCUGCAGAGUGCUUGCAGCUCUCACAACAUCAGCAGGCAUUGCAAAGGUUGGGCAGGAAGUCGGCAGGGCUCCAAGGAAUGCCCCAGCUGUGCUCGGCUGGCAGCCUCCUCCCAGCACUCCUUUGACCUGGAGCAGCAUCAGUCCAACGAGACAGGGUGGCGUAGGAAAAAGCUGGAGAGGAUGUAUAGUGUUGAUCGUGUGUCUGAUGAUGUCCCCAUACGGACCUGGUUCCCCAAAGAGAACCUUUUCAGUUUUCAAACUGCUACUACAACUAUGCAAGCGGCGUUCAGGGGCUACGCAGAGAGGAAGAGACGGAAACGAGAAAAUGAUUCUGCAGCUGUUAUUCAGAGGAACUUUCGGAAGCAUUUGCGCAUGGUCGGGAGCCGACGGGUGAAAGCACAAACAUUUGCUGAACGGCGUGAGAGAAGCUUCAGCAGGUCCUGGAGCGACCCGACUCCUGUCAAAGCUGAUUCCUUCCAUGACUCUCGAGAAAGCCAUGAUCUCCAGGACUCCUGCUGUGCUCUGGAGGAUGAAUUUGACUUGAACUGGGAAGCAGAGAAGGAGCUUGAAGCAGCGGCAUGUGAUGGAGAGGACUUUGUUCCACCAAAAAUAAUGCUCAUUUCUUCCAAAGUCCCGAAAGCCGAGUACAUCCCGACAAUCAUCCGCAGGGAUGACCCCUCCAUCAUCCCUAUUCUCUAUGAUCAUGAACACGCCACCUUUGAAGACAUUCUUGAGGAAAUAGAGAAGAAGCUGAACAUUUAUCGGAAGGGCUGCAAAAUCUGGAAGAUGCUGAUUUUCUGUCAGGGAGGUCCUGGCCACUUAUACUUGUUGAAAAACAAAGUUGCCACCUUUGCCAAAGUGGAGAAGGAGGAAGAUAUGAUCCUCUUCUGGAAGAAGCUAAGCCGACUGAUGAGCAAAAUCAACCCUGAGCCAAAUCUCAUUCACAUCAUGGGCUGCUAUGUUCUGGGAAACCCCAAUGGGGAGAAGCUAUUUCAGAAUCUGAAAAAUCUAAUGAAUCCUUAUAGGGUUGCCUUUGAGUCUCCACUUGAACUCUCAGCUCAAGGUAAGCAAAUGAUUGAGACUUACUUUGACUUCCGCCUUUACCGCCUCUGGAAGACCCGCCAGCACUCCAAACUGUUGGAUUAUGAUGACAUUUUAUGAGCUGGAGAAGACUUUACAAGAGGAGGUUGAUCAUCAGUAUUUGAGAAGUCAUGCUUGCGGCAGAGAGACUUUUUUAUUGGUAGGAGGAGCCCUUUGAAUCCCUGCAGGAGGCAGUGGUGCCGAAGGGAUAGAAGGAGGAGCAGCCAGAAAUUUACCAGGAGGAAAGUCUGUCCGACAAAGACUGAGACUCGAAGAGGAUGGUUUGACACCUCAUACACCUCAGGCCAGAGCCAUAGUCUCUCAGAAAGAGCUGUGUGAAAAGGGGACAUGAUGGAGUUCCUUGCAGGACUGAGCUGUUUUGGGUCAUGUUGGGCCAGAAUUGAUUCCAGGUCCUUUUAAAGACAUUUAGAGCUCAGGUUUUCUUAAAAUAAAAAUAAAAAUAAAUAAUCCUUGCACUACAGAAAAGCAGUGACUUAAGCACAGAGCUAGAAGAGUGGGAGCCUCCCAGCGGCGCCAUUUGCUGUGCAAAGGAACUCUGAAGGCAAGGAAUGCCAUGCUUACUCCUGCAAGCUUUGAUCAAGAAGGUUCAGAAACUUAAUGUGAAUAUAUAUUGAAACAGAAUUGAAGUUUAACGUUUUUUGGGGUUAAUAGAAAAUAAGUGCAAUUUUUAUAAAAUAGAGGGGGGAGAACCCCCCCCAAUAUUUAAAUAGUUAAAAAAAUAACACAUCAGUAACCAAUAGAUGAGGUAUUUUUGGUCUGCUUGAAAAUAUAUUCAAAAUAGUAAUAUAUCUUCUGUAGACAUAUUUAAUCACCAGCAACAUGGUUUUAACAUAACUUAGCAGACUCUGCAUGUCUGCUACAUUGAUCAAUCCUGUUUGUUUUUUCUCUUUAAUUUCAGAGUAGCUGUGUUGCACUAAUUGUACGUGUUCUCACGAAUGUAUAUUUCUCCUCCAGUUAGACACAACUUUGUUACUUUAUCUUUGCUGCUUACAAAACUAGCCGAUUUUAGUUUUGCUGAAUUUUUAAGUUAGAAAUACAAUGUGUGACUGAGGGGAAUCUUGGUCUGUUUCAUUCAGAUUUGAUCACGAAUGAGAAGCGAAUAGCCAUGUUAAGGAUUUGUCAUUUCAGUCUACUGCUGCCUUUUGAUUAGAUGAAGUCUUCUUCCAGAUAGCAGUGUGGAGCAGAGCAGUAUCUGAAUACGGGAAAUCCUCAAAAGAGAUUUAUAUGCAAAGGCAUUUGAAAGAAUUGAAUGAAAUGCUUCUUGAAGUUUGUAGCAUUGGUUAGUAGCACAAUUUUGGUUCUCUCCCCGUUCAUGUAGUUGCCAGUUGUUGACUUGUAAACUCCAUUUUUUUCUAGCGCUACAUCAACCCACUUGUAGAUCUCAGCUCUCCCGUCCAAAUCCUUCAUGUCUGGGACAAAUGGAUUACAUAGCUCUUAUUUGUGAGCAGCUAUGCUUUUAAAAUCCAGAUUUGUGCUUAAUAUCUUUGAGGAUAUAUUUUGGAAUAUAUUUACUUUUUCUUUUUUAGUCUUCUAGUCUCCUGUGUGUAUAAGGGACAAAUAUUAUUGUAGUCUCCACAGGUCACCCUGGCUAUUUUGGGAGAUUACACAAUUUGUUUCUCAGAGAAGUAAAAUAUGCUGGAGAAUAACCAGGUAGAGUUACCUUGGUCUCCUGAUUUAUUAGUGUCUAAAACUAGUUGGUUGUGCAGUGAAGAAAAAAAAAUACAUGUACAAACCUUCCUUUGAAUAGUUAAGAAAGAACAUUUGUUCUGAUCUGUAGAAUAUCCCUUUUCCUUUCCUUUCCCCGUGUGUUAUUGUAACAUUGGGGAGCAGGCCUCUGGCUAAAACUGCUGAACCAUGUACAUUAAUGACAUUUUUAUAGCAAACCUUUAAGAAAUAAUAUACGUAUAGUAGGUAAGUAACUGGUGGGGGGUGGGGAUAUUUUGCAAUCACUGAAAAUUAACAUGCCAAACCAAAUAGCUCAAAGAUCUCCUCUUGAAAAUUCUGUAGACCUUUUAUGAGCAGCUCUCAAAAGACUUGACCUCUUUGCCAGUUGGUGCCAGGCUGACCUCAGGGUGGUUUGUAAGCUGCUGUUCACUGAGGGGUUGACUCCUGUUCUGGUUGACCAUGUUACAGGUUUUCAGACUUCAUCAAAGAGGAUGUUUGGCACUACCCCAGUGCUUUUGGAAGAACAUGCCAGUGUGGGUUUUUGGUUUUUUGGUUUUUUUUAAAGAUAUAUAUUAGUGAACUAAUAUUUGGCAUGCUAAUUCUUCUUAGCUGCACUACUGGCAGUUAGGUGUUGUAUGUGCUAUCAUAGCAAAGAGGAUGUAUAAAUUAUGUUAGCAAAAGGCAGUGACAGGAGUAAAACUUUGAUACAAAAUUGCAUCCCUCCCUGACCCUCUCACUUCCUAGUUUGCUUGGAUGGUUUGGGCUGUUGCUUACAUUGUUAAAUGAAGAAUAAGAAAAUGCUCCCUCUCUCUCUUGUUUAAAGUAAAACCCCACUUCAGUGAACCUGGUAGCAUGAAUGUAGCAUUGUGGGAACUAUUGAAAAACCUAUAUUACUCUGAAAGGACCCAUUUAUAUAUACACUAUGGUUAUUUAUCUAUGUCACUAUUGUAUAUCUAUAAUGAUUGAGCACUUGUAGAACUAAGGUUGCCGUAGAAAGGUAGAUUGUACAGUUGCAUAACUUAUCCUUUAUGGAGAUGUAUGUUUGAAUGAAUGUUACAGACUGUUUUACUGGUCCAAUUGACUAUAGCAUAGUAUACUGAGAAAUAUUGAAUGCGUUUCUCUCUUUUCCAAAGACAUAUAUCCCACACACCUUUGUGAUAUUAUGCCAUGAACAGAUUAUUUUCUUUGUCAUGAUCAUUCAACAAAAAGGAUGAACUGUUCUAAAGGCUCUAAUUGGGAAGACAGGCUGGGGAUUUUAUAUCUACUGUCUUUCAAACCUUUAAAGUCCCUUGUGCUAAUAACACUUUUGAAUUUAACAGUGUUGAAAGUAGAAAUUGUUUCUUCUUUCACCUUUAACUGGUUGAUCCUUCUGAGUGGCUGGUAGGACAGGAAGGAACCAGCAAUGUAUAGGAUGCAGAAAAUGUUUGUAGCUAUUUAGGACUUAGAUUUAAAAAAAAAAAAAAGUAGCUAAGGGGAUACUUUCCAUUGGACCAACGCAUCAAGAACUGAACUCCCUGGAGUGUAUAUUCAUUAGUCAGUACUCAAAGGGAAAUAUUCUUGCUGCAGAAGGCCGGUUCUCAUUCUGUGAACUGUUAGAUCCUUCUCAGCUAUUUACUGGGCAUGUCUACAUGUGCUAUUAAGGCAAUUGAAUAAACUCUGGCACAUUUUGCACCAGAGUGUAUUGCUCCCAGGCAUGGCAUUUGAACACAUGCCCAGGACUGCAGCAUGUUGAGCCAGACCGGAGCAGCCCCAGCUGGUACGUGGUCUUGGGGUCAGCCUGCCAGCCUGGGGCUGCUCUGACCUGGCUCAACAUGCUGGCGGGGGUUGGCUGGGGCAUGAGGGUGCUUUAGUGCAGGGCUAGCCAGCAGGCAGCCUCCACACUGAAGUACUCUCUUGCCCCAGCCAGCCCCAUCAGCAUCUAUAUAUGUGUUGUGGCAAAGUAAAUAACUCGGCCGUAGGACAAUACUUGUGUUUGGCAGUGCUAUCCAAUUGCAAAGUUAAUUAGUUCACUCUGUCCUAAUAACAUUGCAUGUGUAGAUGGUGACAUUUUACUGUGGAGUUAAUUAUGCAACUCUGCAGUAAAUGUCUCAUGUAGACAUGCCCACUGAGGGUUAGAGUGGCCUAAGAAAUGCAAAGGUCCAGAGCAGAUGUGUCCUGCCCCAGAGUGCAUAUUGUCUAGUCUGGGCUGAUAAGACACUAUGGGUAUGCUUUCAUUGAUUGAUGAGUGCGCCAUCAAAAGGGUGUCAUUCCACUUACCAAAUGUUCCUUUCAAUUUAAAACAAUAUGCUUUUUAAAAUAUCAGUCUGUUUUAAGCCAUGAAAACUGUUUAAAAAUGAGUCCCCUUUUUAACUGUACAUGUAUAUAGUUUUAGACUUGCUAUUUGAAUAUUCUUGGUGGAACCCACUUCUAAUAAGCAUUAAUUACACUGACACUGUUUGUAAUGUAAUUGAGUUCAAGUCCCUAACUGCUGCACCAUAUUUCAGUUGUCUUUAACUCUUCACGUGUCUUGUCCACACUGAGCAUUCUGCCUUGACGCUAUACGCAACUCACCUCCACCAAAGGAAGUGCUAAUGUAGACCAGCCGUUGGCAUCUGAACUCCUGUUCUGUCCGGACCUGCUCUGAUCAGGGUUAGAUAAAACCAUGAUAAUGUGUUAGCACCUUGUUUACUCUGGCACUGUGGGAAUGCACUAGGUUAGUGUAGUUGUUGGAAAAGUCAACAGUAAACUCAGAAUAGGUGCAGGGUAUACAGAAACAUUUUUCCAUGGUAAAGGGUUUCAGAGAUGCUAAUCCCUUUGGGAUGCAGCAGUUAUCUCAUGCUAUUAGGUGUUAAGAGCUGCUUUCCAAGGGGAUUUUCACAUCCUCCUCCUCCUCUCCCUUAUGUGCACUGGCCAGUUGGGAGAGGAAAACAGAAGCUUCUGCUUCGCCAUCUGCGAAGAAAUAAGAAGGAGCCUUGAAAUAACUGCUCCGAGGAGGAAAAGAAGCUCUGGCUUCCCAGAGAAAUCCACAGCCCCCACUCCUCACCCUGCAGCUAUCAGUACCUCUUGCAGAUGGUUUCCACUUAUGAGGUAGUCCUCUCUGGGUCUUUACCAUAAAACUCCACCUGUAGUGAAACUUCUGGGUGGGAAAGCCAAGUAUCCAGCCAGCCAACCAACCAGCCUGCCUCCAUCUGGAGGAUUCCACUGAGCACAAAUGUGACAUCCCACCUAAUCCUGCCCCACCAAGUACCUCAGGAGCUGCUUGAGCCUAACCCCAUGUAGUCUAUUGAAGGCUCAGCCCCAGCUCCAAAUCUUGCUGCUGCCCUGGAUAGGACUCCAGGAAUGAAUGAAUGGGCCAGGCUAUGCUUGGUCUGGAUCUUCCCUCCCCUGCUCUUUGCUUGGGGCUUAUUUUAACUUAGGCCUGUGUAUUUCAGUUGCUAUUAUGGUUCUUGGAAGAAAUGUGUACAAUACAUAGGUACGUGUUUUUACAUUGUCUCUUUGUAAAGUCUCACUUUUUUCUCGUGAGUAUGGUCCCUAUUUACUCCCAUUUGCUCUGCUUCAUGCAGUAGAACACAAGGCCCGUCUUAUCACCUCCUAGUCAUCUCUAAUGUCCAGUCCCAGUAUGUUAAUGACUCUCAGGAGAAAACAAGCCAGGAAAUGCAUCCGCAAGCUCACUUAUUUUACUCAGCUUAACUCUAAAUGCACAACACUCCAACAAGGCAGGCCUAGUUUGCCUGAACAUUUCUGUAUGAUAACUAUUUGUUGGUCAUAGUUGGAAGGGACCUCAGUCAUCACUUCUUCCAAAAACCUACACAGAUACAGGAUGGGCUACUCUUAAAUCAUUGUGGGGCCAACCGUUUUGGCAGGUGUACCACAAAUUAGCCUUGUACCCUCCUUGAGUGUCAGUAUGAUCCAUUUCCCUUGCCUGAUCUGCUGCUCUGCUUUCUGCUCUCUGUUCUGUGCUCUGCACCCAAUCUGCUGCUCUGCAUUUGCUUCUUGCCCUAUCUGCCAUGCUGCCUGGCCCUUCCUCAAUCUUCUGUGUGCCACACACAGGUUGCCCAUGCCACUUAUGGCACACAUUACAGGUUGGCCACCCUAGACUUACACCAUCUCAGGCAGAUGCCUGGGUCAAUACGAGGUGUUUUGCUAUGGCGUAGUAAUUCCUUCUUGGGUAUCAUGAUGGUAAAUGUUGAUGAUUGGAGUGAGUUGCCCGAUUUGUUCAUCUGAGAUGUUAGGGAAAUCGCUUUCAAUUUAGAAUUACAAACCUAUUUGCUUUUUUAUGUUGAGGUUGGUGAGCCAAAUACUCUUCUGCAUUACAAUGAUGACAUCCCAUUGGAUUUCAGAUGAGUUUUAUUGGGGUGAAUAAGAGCGCAGUUUGCCUUGGUAGUUUGGAGGUCUGUUUUGAAUCAAUUAAAUCAUUUAAACCCUCAAUUAAACCAAUAUCACAAGAGUCAAGAAUAACUGAAAUUAAAUGUACAUUGGUUCUCAGAUGAGUUAACACUGGUGUGUCUGUGUGUAUGACUGCCCAGGAGGUCUAUUCAUUUCACCCCUGUGACACCUCUUAAAGUAACCAGUGGACUCUAGGAAUGUUGAUGCCAAGUAUCAAAUGCAUCACCCUAUAGCCCGGUAUAGCGGGGGCUAGACAUUGUGAAACACCUCAUUGUAUGCAUGAAGUUUUCUCCAGAGGUUCUGUCCUGAGUGUUGAUGUGAGAAGCCAAUUUUGUAGGUAAAUUUUUGAACUGAGUCAUCAAGGGCUCAGGGUCCUGCAGUGACAUUAGUUAAGAGCCAGCAGUGUAUACUGUAAUGUUGCCAGAACUGACUGGCUAUCUGCUUGAGAAAUCUGUUGUCUCAGUAAAAUAAACAGGGUACAUGUAUUUUUUACUUAUUUCAUGGUGUUGCCCUUUCUUCUUGAUAAAGUGCAAGCCAUAAACAAACAGGAAUCAUUGCAUUUGAAGUAACCAGUAUGACUGUUGAUAGUUUUUUUUGUCUGUGUCUUGGAGUUCAAUGCAUAAUUUUAAGGUGUCAGAAAACAGGCCUGGUCUUGAUAUUGCUUAAGCCCAUGAAAUCAGGUGUGAAGUCAGUGCAGUUCAGUCAUUUGGCCUUGGCUAUAAAGUUGGAGUUUGGUUUCUCACUUGGGAUGUAGGCAUUUGCAGUUGUGCUAGAUACAAUUGGCAGUUUUGCUUCAGAAAUAAAUUCUUACGCAGAUAUCCCAAAUCUUGUGUGACAGCAAAAUUAGAGGAGAGGCAGGUGUGAAAAUAGCAGACAUUAAAUAUAAUGAAGCAGUCUGAAUGGAAAUUAAAUCACAUUUUCCCUUAAAUAUUCAGUAAAUGUCACAUAAUAACAGAUAAUGAUUGGUCAUUUAAUGUGUUUUGUUUAGACUAUAUUACAAAUUGAUGUGAACAAGAAAAGAUACUGGUAAAAUAAUGCUUAUUGUUCUCUUUUCUUACCAAAGUAGUGAUAUAAUGGUACGUUUAGCUAGUUCUUUGGCACUCCAGCCUUUCUUCCGUGUGAUUCCUGUGGUAGAAGGAGGUGUUGUCUUUACCUGGCAUUUGACUGCCCCAUCAAGAUUUAGAGCUCAAUCCAGACCUCACUGAGCAGGGUGUCUGGGCACUGACAGAAGUGACAUUUCGUUGUGUGAUCGCCCCCUGAAAGUGCUCCACAGCUGUGCCCUGACAGAAGUGCAUUGCCUUAGAGUGCUUUAAAAGUGCCCGAUCAUGCAACCAAUGAACCUGAGGUGGUGGGUUGGGAGGGGUGGGGGGCUUCAAUCCACCUGCCCCCCCCCCCCCCACCUCCAGAACAAGCUGAGCAAAUCCCAGGAUGAACUCCCUCCUCUCCCUUCCCCCUCCCAUCUUGAAGACAGCACCACAGCUGGAGCGGGGGUGGGGACUGGGGGAGAGAGGCUGCAGACAUGCAGCUGCUCCAAACUGGAGCUUGAUCUCCCAACUCCCCCAGACCCAACACAGAACAUCUGUUGGGUGGAGGGGACUGUUGUAACUCAUGGUGCUUCCUGGUGGCAGCGGUGAGGGAGGUGGGGGGUGGCAAGCCCUGACCACCUGCAGGCGCCGCCAGCAGUGUCAGUGGCCCCUUUUUGCAGGGGGUGCACCACCAAGCUCAGAGGAUGCUCGUGCACCCCCUUCGUGUCGCCCAUGUUGGAAACAGUUGAGUCAAUCCCUUAGUAAAGCAAACUUUUUUUAUGAAGACGUCAGCCAGCCAGUGAAGAGUAUUGUCAUUUUGUACAACCAGGCAGCCCUUUAUGAGACUUGUGGAUUCCUCCUGUAUUAUAUAUAGCAAUAACCUGCUGGCACAUCCCCGUCCCCCCAUGUGUAAAUGUAACGUUUUGCCUAUGGCUGUGCAAAUCAAUCUGUGGCAUCUGACUUGUGGAGCCCUCACCUGCCUGGGGGGAGAAAUUUCAGUGGUGUUAUGCCGACAGGGCUCAGCAAUUGACUUUGAACAGAGCGCACUUCUGGAGUUGCUCUGGGCUCAGGGAGAAAAAGCAUGGAUGUAGCUGGAAUUCAUAAAGGACUUGACAGGAGGUCAGAGGCUGGAGUUUUGACACUAAAAUCCAGACACAGAGGUAGAGACCCCAUGAAAACAGUCUGCUCACAGAGCAGAGGUUCAAAAGGGCACAGUCAAAUAACACUGUCCCUAAAUGUGGGACACUAAAAAUAUCCCAAUUUGAUAGAGUAGGUUAAAAUCCUUUUAUGUGAAGGAAGAAUUGGAUGUGUCACCACAUGUUGUAUACACAGAAUAUUAUUGCCUAGUAAAUGCAUACAUUGUAUUGAUGAAAAAUUAAAAGUUGGAUUAAGAGACUUAGCUGCCCAGAGUCCUGCAUCAAGCCAACAGGAGUUAGGCUGAUGUAAAAAACAAUGUUUCAUGCUUCCUUUGCUGUUUGGUUUUGUCCUUUUUUUAAACAAAUGCAGUUCCUGAAAUUGAGCUGAUCUCGUGUGGUAUCUGUAUACCGUUGGGAGCUAAACAAGAACCCUGUUGUAAAACAGUAAUGUAAACGGUUUUGUUUUUUCUUUUUAAAAAUAAUAAUUUCAUUUGUUACACUUGGUAAUUGAGACCCUGAUUUUGGUCACCAGUGAUUUCCCUCGGCAGCAUGUACUAGUUAAUUACUGUAGAGCAGCUUGAGAAGGCCUGGCUGCUGGCAUUGCUUUUCAUUUAAAGGAACAAUAACCCCAAAUAAGCGGUGAAUGGGGGAAAAAACACUGAAUCGUGAAGAAUUUGAAAACAGAUCCAUAUAACAUAGUCUUCCUGUUCACAGGCAUGUCUGCGCCACCCUGAUGCCCUGCCCAGGAACACCCCCCCCUCAGUCUGGCCAGUCCCAGGCCAGCCUCUAGAAAGGAGGCAGUGCAGCUUUCUUAGAGCAAGAGUUCUUCAUGGGAGAAAUCCUGUGCAUGGCAUGGAGGCAGUGUAGACAAGCCUCACAUCUCUUUAUAGUUUGAAACCAAUAGUUAUAUGGUGGAGCUGGGCAAAUUAUCCAACUGGGAAGGAGGAAAAAGAAUCAAUACAAUUGUCAGCCAUACUUAAAGCGAGAAAUGUUAAAGGCUAUUUAAACCAUUUACUUGACAAGCCAAAUACAUUCUAUAUCUUGCUGAGUUCCCUUCGUUCCCAUUGAUUUCAGUGGGGCCUGCAGGCACACUGUUUCCUUAAAAUCAAAACUUUGAAGGAAAACUUUGUAUUUGUGUGGUCAUAAGAACUGCCGUCAUGGUUCAGACCAAAGGUCCAUCCUCCCUAAUAACCUCUCUGUGACACUGGGUGCUUUAGAAAUAGGACCUGUGCAGAGAUUCAUUCCAUCUUGCACUCCAUUCACCAUCAAUGUUACGAGGUUGAGGUUACAUUCCUGGUCAUUGCAUAACUCCUUAGGACCUGCUCUCAACAUUAUUUGUAUGGAGAUUGCUCAGUCAUUGCCCUAUCUCACUGUCAUCUGGAAAGUGAUGAUGGACUGGGCCUGUGAAGAGACUUUCAAAUACUUUAUCCCCAAAUUUCCAAAAAUGUGGUCUCUAAUUUUGUAUUUCAUACAUCACAGGUGCCACAAGUUGCCUACUGCUGGUGUGAGACUUUUGAAAACACAGGCUUUUCCCUCUGUGAAUGUCAGUUGAACUUCAGUACUGAGCCAGCAGGUUGCCCUGUCCAACAAAAUUUUUUCUCCACAAAAGACAAAUUUCAAUGACAUUCAUAACCAGUUCCUUUGGCUUCUCUCCCUCUCCCGUCCAGGCUCAUGGUGCAUUCUGCUGUGAUGAAGGGUGUAUCUGUCCUGCCUAUUACAUACCCUGGCACAUUUAUUUGAGACUCUUUGCUGCUUUGCGAAUGAUAACCAUGUUUCAAAUAUGUGAGAGUUUCUAAAUUUUAAGUUACGAUUGAAUAAAAACACAUUUCGGGGAAAACAGCA